CCGCAGGUGAUAGCCAAACAUUGGGAGACUGUCGGCAGCCCAAGACUGUGAAUUUCACCAAAAGAAAGACGACACUGAGCUGAGUUCGGUCGAGGCGCCUCUCCUCAGGUUUGCAAACUUUGUUUCGUUGAAGUUAAAGCACCUGGGAACCUGUGGGCGGUCAAAUCCGACUUUUCUUUUUCUCUCUUUUUGAAGCGCUAGCAGAGCGAAGUUUUCUCACUGAAACUUCCGCGGUUUACUCGUUGAACAAGUUGUCUGGGAUAAAAGACAACCAAAACUGUUUUCUCUUAUGCGGUCCCAGGCAUUUUGAGCCAUGCCUGGCCAUAGCACAGGGGCUCCCCAGGUGUCCCGUCACCACAAACACCACAGCUCCAGCUCCAGGGCACAAAAGUACAGACAAACUCGGACUAUAUCCAGGGAGAGCACGGCCAGCCAAGACUCCUAUAAGGAUCCUCACGGGGAGCAUCUACAUGAACACCACACUGACCACUCCCGGUAUUCAGAGAACAAGUACAGCAGCCGCAGCCGAGGCCACCCACGAAAUGGCACGGCACGGGGCUCAGAGACUAUAGGAUUUAUUCCUGGGUCAGCAGACAACACGCCUACCAGCAGACAUGCCUGUGGCUCCUGUGCCUCUAUGGGCUGGAGCAACUGUAAGGCUCUUAUCUGCUGUGUACUGACCUGUGGAUUUUAUGGCAGCCGAGAGCCCUGUCUGCCUGUUAAUGAGAGCUCCACAGACCAUCCCCCUAAAGCAGGUAGUGAGCCUCACCCUCCUAAUGGCAUGUCUGUGAGCAACCCCACCUGUGGCAUCCCCUUGGAGCCCAGCAAGGUCACCAAACCCUCUAAGUUGCCCACAAGUGACAGCUUUCGCUACCCAGAUGUGCGCAUUGCAGGUCAGACAGUAAAGUAUCCGGUCACUGCCCCCAAACGGACCCGUGCACCUGGCAAAGGGGAAAACCACCGGCCAGUCAGCAACACCAGCCUGUUAUCCCGCGAGGACUAUGACUUAGAUGACCUGAGCGACACGGGCACAGACAUUGACUCUCUUAUCACCAAGAAGCUGCUGGAACUUUACGCCUUGCACCAGAUUGACCAGCUGGCCAAGUGCACCUCUGACUCCUCUUUCUCUCGCAAGACCAACGAGAUCAGUGAGCUCAUCUACAGCAUCGCUCAGGAUUACAACCUGCAGGAGCAGGAGGCCGAGUGCAAACUGGUGCACGGGGUCAUCCGCAUCAGCACACGAAAGGGCAAGAAAAACAAGAGCCAUCAGCCCACCGGACAGCGUCCUAAUGGGAGGAGUGACGGGACUCUCCCUGACAGCGGCAACGAGACCAUGACCAACACCUUCAUGAGCAGUGACUUUCCAGAGGUGAAAGUGUCAGAGCAGACGCCAUCAGAUGAGCUGGCGAGGAAGAUGAGACAUUACAGCGGGAAAACAUACUCCUCCAGCACCAACACAGCCUACUCGGCUUACCAUCAUGACACUGAAACAGACUCUUCAGGGGCUCCUCUGCUUCUCUGAAGGGCAACACCGGAGCCAAAGUACCUAUACAAACAAGGGAUGUAGCCAACUAGAUGGAUAAUUUUAUCCUUCUGCUAUCAUUUAUGCUGUUACUGAGUGGAGCACCUUUCGGGCUGUUGUACUUCUCCUUCUAGUGGUCCGGCUAAUGUUUCCUUUUGGAGAGUCAUUUAAAUUCAAGGACAUUUUAUCUUUCCAGCAAAUGACCCACUGAGGAAACAAAGUUUUUUUUUGUUUGUUAUGUUUUUUACACAGGGAAAGAUAAAGCAAGUGUUUAUGUGUUAGUAUGCAGUGUUUAAAGUUGUUUUCAGAAAAAGAAACGUGUCUACACUCCGUGCGGUCUUAGCAGUCAGGCCAUAACAGACUGAUGGUAGAACAUAACCGUCCUCAUUCUUGUCUGUGUGAUUGUUUAUGCAAGUCAUUGCGCAUGUACUGUAUGUAUGGGUUUUUUGGCUCCUGCCAUUUAGACUCCUUAGAGGCAUGUUUUGAUCUGAAAACUGUAUUAUUAAGCCAUAUUUUGAUGUAAAUGUUUUCAAGUCAAUGUUACUUUCUGGGUUGUCAAACUGUUUUUGUGAAACUGUUUUGUUUUUUUUUAACUCACAGAUAAGUUCUGUUUUUAACAAAAUAAAAAUCUCCAUACUUG
This is a messenger RNA of Toxotes jaculatrix (banded archerfish), 2162 nucleotides long. It is a transcript of the gene kdf1a, whose product is annotated as keratinocyte differentiation factor 1a. The coding region runs from base 314 to 1522 and encodes 402 amino acids. Gene Ontology annotation, biological process: regulation of epidermal cell division; keratinocyte development. Gene Ontology annotation, cellular component: cell junction. The record is from RefSeq and is a predicted model, not a curated record. The transcript has 4 exons. Lineage: Eukaryota; Metazoa; Chordata; Actinopteri; Toxotidae.